Messenger RNA from Photinus pyralis (common eastern firefly), 2588 nucleotides. RefSeq names its product protein CLEC16A homolog. Gene Ontology annotation, biological process: regulation of autophagosome maturation; endosomal transport; endosome to lysosome transport. The record is from RefSeq and is a predicted model, not a curated record. Gene Ontology annotation, cellular component: late endosome; endolysosome membrane. The coding region runs from base 201 to 2588 and encodes 795 amino acids. The transcript has 10 exons. Lineage: Eukaryota; Metazoa; Arthropoda; Insecta; Coleoptera; Lampyridae.
UGUCAAUUGUCAAGUAAUUUAUAAUUACAUCCACAACACAAAAUUAAAAGUCCCGUAACACAAGAGACAAUUAUUAAUUACGUCUCAAAAAUAUGUUAAGUAAUUUCAGAAAAUUCCUAUUAGUUUACCCAAACGGAGAGGUUUCAUUUGACCAAUGAGGUACAGAACGUCAAUUUUUCGAAAGGAGCACCCGAAAGAGCAUGUUUCGAAGUAGAAGUUGGUUCGGUGCCGCUUGGGGACGCCCCAAGAACCCGCAUUCUUUAGAGCACCUAAAAUAUCUCUACAAUGUGCUCUCCAGAAAUCAGACGGUAUCCGAGCAUAAUCGCGGGUUACUUGUGGAAACCCUUCGAUCGAUAGCUGAAAUACUAAUAUGGGGCGAUCAAAAUGAUUCCUCAGUGUUCGAUUUCUUUCUGGAGAAGAACAUGCUGUCUUUCUUUCUUCGGAUAAUGAGGCAAAGAAGUGGCGGUUCCAGUUAUGUAUGUGUUCAGCUGUUACAGACUUUAAAUAUUCUUUUUGAAAACAUACGUAAUGAGACUUCACUGUAUUAUCUUCUUUCAAAUAAUCACGUAAACUCUAUUAUUGUUCACAAGUUUGAUUUCUCUGACGAGGAAGUUAUGGCGUAUUAUAUUUCGUUUCUCAAAACGCUAAGUUUGAAAUUGAACCCUCAUACAAUUCACUUUUUUUAUAACGAGCACACUAACGAUUUUCCCUUAUACACCGAGGCUAUUAAGUUUUUUAAUCAUCCCGAAUCCAUGGUGAGAAUUGCCGUUCGAACACUUACACUCAAUGUAUAUAAAGUGGAAGAUGCGAGCAUGUUGGCGUUUAUUCGUGAUAGGACCGCCGCUCCCUACUUUUCGAACAUCGUGUGGUUUAUUGGUAAACAUAUUCACGAGUUGGAUGCGUGUGUUCGGAACGACGCAGACCACCAGUCUCAGAAUCGGCUGUCUGAUCUGGUCGCGGAACACUUGGAUCACCUUCACUACCUGAACGACAUUCUCCUACUGAAAAUAACGGAUUUGAAUCAAGUCCUAACCGACCAUCUUCUCCAUAAGUUAUUAAUCCCUCUGUACAUUUAUUCGUUAUCGUCCAUUCGCAGACAGUCCGAGGUGACAAUGGAAACCGCAACCCAAAAUUUGGCAAGAGUUCUAAAUAAAUCGCUAUCUUCAUUUGAACAACAGGAAUCGGCAAACGGGAAAGUAUCGUCGGUAGUCUCACUGUUCCUCCUCUCCCAAGUAUUUUUAAUAAUCUCCCACUCGCCGUUAAUACGUUACCUUGCCUGGAUCAUCCUACGAACCGAAAGGAGUACCUUCGAUCAGGGCUUAGACAAACUGUCGGAACACUACGAAAUAUUUAAACGUAAAUUCGAGCUCACCGAGUGCGAGCAGAGCAGUCAGCUCGAAAUCGAGUCGAACGCGAGCAGCUCUGGUUCGAAGGAGAAUCUAUUGGAAGAACCGAAAAACGUGACCGACGAGGAGAAGGAGAAAUUGGCGUCGACGCCGACCGAAAGUACAAACAUAUCGGAGAAACCGUUUCUCGAAACUGUAUAUAAUUCGCUAGACUGUACGGACAACGAUUACGCCGCGCUCUUCGCUUUAUGCUUGCUGUACGCUCUGGCAAAUAAUAAAGGAGUUUUGCCAGAUCUGUUGGAGUUAGUGUUGAAGCCGAGAAUGUCGCCGUCAAAGUCUGUAGGUAGAGAUAUUAAGUAUUCGUAUAAUACGCAUUUAGUGGAAAAGUUAUUGCAUAUUGUGAUAUUAUCGUGCCAACCGUCGUGCCGAGUGCGUUUGGUCACGCUGGAGCUGGCUCUGAAAUUGCUCUUGCAGCUUGUUACGUGCGAUGGUCAAAAUGUAAUGAGCGAUUUACAUAAAACUUCCAUCGAGGCGGCAAGGACUCAAAGUACUGCUCUGUUAAGGAACUUUUAUAAAAGUGAAGAAAUAUUUUUGGAUAUGUUUGAACAUGAAUACUGUGAUAUGUCAAAAGGUCCUCUAAACGUAGAAUGGUUAUGUAUGGAUAGCGCGAUUUUGUUACCUCCGACUGGAACACCCAUGACUGGCAUAGACUUUACGAAAAGGUUGCCAUGUGGAGAGGUGGAAAGGGCCAGAAGAGCGAUUAGAGUAUUUUUUCUUGUGAGAGAUGCGGUAUUAACGCUGAACGGCGAGAUAGAAACCCAGCUACCGCUGACGAAUCCCCAGAGCUGCGUGCAAAUCGACACUGCCUUGGAUCUGAAUAAUUCAGAUUUAAUUGCAUGCACAGUUGUUUGGAAAGACGGACAGAAGAUUAGGCGAUUUUUAGUCAUCGAUAUCAUGCAAUUGAUAUUAGUCGAGCCGGACACUAAGAAACUCGGCUGGGGUGUUGCCAAAUUGGUCGGUUUUCUGCAGGACAUUGAGGUUUCGGGGGAUAAGGACGACUCACGUUGCUUACAUAUUACAAUACAUAGACCUUUGUCAAGUGGUUCGACUAGUCGGAUUCCCCUAUUGUCUGCCAAAUUUGUGUUUGAUGACAAUAUUCGUUGUAUGGCCGCCAAACAACGUCUUACUAAGGUGAGUCUUGAUGGGCCUUCAAAUGCAGAAUGCAGUAUACCUCACAGCUAA